CAGGCUGUUCCCACGUGAACAGCUUCAAGGUGGGAGAGAACUGGAGGCAGGAACUGCGGGUGAUCUACCAGUGCUUCGUGUGGUGUGGAACCCCAGAGACCAGGAAAAGCAAGGCAAAGUCGUGCAUCUGCCAUGUGUGCGGCACCCAUUUGAACAGACUCCACUCUUGCCUUUCCUGUGUCUUCUUUGGCUGCUUCACAGAGAAACACAUUCACGAGCACGCCGAGACGAAACAACACAACUUAGCCGUAGACCUUUAUUACGGAGGUAUUUACUGCUUUAUGUGUAAGGACUAUGUAUAUGACAAAGACAUUGAGCAAAUCGCCAAAGAAGAGCAAGGGGAGGCUUUGAAAUUACAAGCCUCCACCUCGACCGAGGUGUCUCACCAGCAGUGUUCAGUGCCCGGCCUCGGGGAGAAAUACCCAACCUGGGAGACCACUAAACCUGAGUUAGAACUGCUGGGACACAACCCGAGGAGAAGAAGAAUUACCUCCAGCUUCACCAUCGGUUUAAGAGGACUGAUCAAUCUUGGCAACACGUGCUUUAUGAACUGCAUCGUCCAGGCCCUGACCCACACUCCCAUCCUGAGAGAUUUCUUCCUCUCCGACAGGCACAGAUGUGAAAUGCCAAGUCCCGAGUUGUGUCUGGUGUGUGAGAUGUCGUCGCUCUUUCGGGAGUUGUAUUCUGGAAACCCGUCUCCUCACGUGCCGUAUAAGUUACUGCACCUGGUGUGGAUCCACGCCCGGCAUUUAGCAGGGUACCGGCAGCAGGAUGCCCACGAGUUCCUCAUUGCAGCGUUAGAUGUCCUGCACCGGCACUGCAAAGGGGAUGACGCCGGGAAGGCGGCUAACAAUCCCAACCACUGUAACUGCAUCAUAGACCAAAUCUUCACAGGUGGCCUGCAGUCGGAUGUCACCUGUCAAGCCUGCCAUGGGGUCUCCACCACGAUAGACCCUUGUUGGGACAUCAGCUUGGACUUGCCUGGCUCUUGCACCUCCUUCUGGCCAAUGAGCCCUGGGAGGGAGAGCAGCGUGAAUGGGGAAAGCCACAUCCCAGGAAUCACCACCCUCACGGACUGCUUGCGAAGGUUUACAAGGCCGGAGCACUUAGGAAGCAGUGCCAAAAUCAAGUGUGGUAGUUGCCAAAGCUACCAGGAAUCGACCAAACAGCUCACGAUGAAUAAAUUACCGGUCGUUGCCUGUUUUCAUUUCAAACGGUUCGAACACUCAGCCAAACAGAGGCGUAAGAUCACUACAUACAUAUCCUUUCCUCUGGAGCUGGAUAUGACACCGUUCAUGGCCUCGAGUAAGGAGAGCAGGAUGAAUGGACAGUUGCAGCUGCCAACCAAUAGUGGAAACGAUGAGAAUAAGUAUUCCUUGUUUGCUGUGGUUAAUCACCAGGGAACCUUGGAGAGUGGCCAUUACACCAGCUUCAUCCGGCACCACAAGGACCAGUGGUUCAAGUGUGAUGAUGCUGUCAUCACCAAGGCCAGUAUUAAGGACGUCCUGGACAGUGAAGGGUAUUUACUGUUCUAUCACAAACAGGUCCUGGAACACGAGUCAGAAAAAGUGAAAGAAAUGAAUACGCAAGCCUACUGAAGCGACACACAGACCUACCUGUAGUGGAAGAUGACAGCACCCUUACCACAACUGGCAUCGAGAUCUAAAGGACCUACUUGCAUGGCCCAUGGGCCUGACAGAGUAAGAAUUGAACAGUUUCCAGUGUCUAAAAAGGUCCUGAUUGCAAGAGAAAUAGAAGGGGCGGGAGAAGAGGCUCUAGUCUAAGCCGUCACUUAAAUGAAAAUUAAAUGGCAGGAAUGCUCUGGGUGGGGAAGGCAGAAGCAGGGAAAUCUUGACACUGGUACAUAUUCCUAUAUUCCUCCAAAAGAUUGUGUGGGGAAAGUGUGGGGUGGGAGGGGGGUGGUGUGGGGGGGUGUGUGCCCUUGUAACCGUAAAACAUCUUUCUCCAUGGGUGUUUCAGCUUCAACUGACCAAUCACAUAACAGUUAUAUGUUUGUGGGGGGAAAGAACAGUUUCUACAAGUGCAGCCCAUUACAUGUAUGGGUAUGAAAGUGGGAAAGUGGAGGAGGCAGGGAUAUCUCAUUGACAAACACCUUUGCCAGUUUCUUUGUAUUCGUGAUUUUUUGUGCUAUUAAAUGCAGUAUUAAACAAAGAAGAGCCCAUGUGGGCUCGUGAAACAAGAGAGAAGGGGGCUUGUAUAAGGGGAGCAGAUGCUCCAAAGGUAGAGAAGACAAGAAACACUGUAAGAUAAGCAACCAACACAGACAGGCCUCAAUUAAGAGUAUAGUGUGUGAGUGUUUAAAACAAAACAAAACAAAACAAAACAAAAAAAAAGCUGUAUGAUAUACUUGAGCAAAUCAAUGAACCUCUUUGCGAUUGUUUUCUCAUCUGUACAAUGCAGAUAAUUCCUACCUUAAAGGGUUAUUGUUAAAGAUUAAAUGAUAUAAAAUGUGUCAAAGUAUAAAGUAAAAGGCUUGGAACUUUG
This is a messenger RNA of Vicugna pacos (alpaca), 2505 nucleotides long. The record is from RefSeq and is a predicted model, not a curated record. Lineage: Eukaryota; Metazoa; Chordata; Mammalia; Artiodactyla; Camelidae.